Molecule: messenger RNA, 499 nt
Organism: Lentinula edodes (shiitake mushroom)
Lineage: Eukaryota; Fungi; Basidiomycota; Agaricomycetes; Agaricales; Omphalotaceae
Exons: 2
Coding region: 133-384 (83 amino acids)
Source: RefSeq, a predicted model, not a curated record
GCCUCGAAGUGCUAAUGUUACUCCUCGCUCUUCUUUUUUUGACAUCACAUCCCCGCACUUUAUGAGUUCCUCCUCCAUCCCAGCCAUUUUAUAUUCAUAUUUCUAUCGUCGUUCUCCCGAUUCUGUUCAUUCAUGAACGAACACUUCUUUUAUAUCCUCUGCCAACUAAUACAUUUCAUCGUCAGUACAUACUCAUCGUUCCCCUUCAUUUUCAUCAGUAAAUCUACACUUUGUUUGACUCGAUCAAUCUCCAUUCCCGUCCAAAUUCACACAGUUGGUCUUCGCUUUCCCUCCACAAGCAUGUUCAUUCAGCAACUACUUGUCACAAUUAUCGACAUCGUCUACGAUUGCACGCUGUCCGUCGCACAGCAUCCACUCCUUUAACCGUCUUUUUUUGGCAUUGUCGUAUUGCAAAGUCGCAUAUAUCUACAUUUCUUCAAUUCUAAAUUCUUUUGAUUUUCAGUUUAUUUUUAUUCUUUCAGUUUUCUUUCUUUUUCGG